AUGACAAUAGAGUCACAUAGCACCGAAAAUCUAACCUCAAGCCUGUUCAUGGGCAACCACACCUCAAUGCUUCUUGCUAGCUGUCUCUUUUGCUUGGGUAGUUCUGCUUCUCUUCUCUCCAACCAUCCUUCAGAUCGUCGCCGUUCGAAGUACCAAAUCAUCCACACUCUUCGUACCCACACAGUUUCCGAUGACAAAAGCCACAACGAUGUCCUUCGACAAGAAGAUGAUGAUGAUGAGCAGCAACAAACUGGAACUGCAAUCUCAAAAGACCUCAUGAACAUUGCAGGUCAAGUCCUCAAGUCUCACAUCAUAUCUCUCGCCCCUCUGGUCCUUCCUGUCUCGGAAAAAGUCAAGUUUCUUGAAGCUUUUGUUGGAAGAAAGGUUUUGGGGUUCAAGAUUGAAGCUCAUGUUCCGAACUUCAAGGUAGCUUUUGAGCAAUUUUGCAUUCACGCUGGAGGGAGGGCUGUGAUAGAUACAAUGCAGAAGAAUCUUGAGCAAGAUUUGGACGUGGAACCUUCAAGGAUGACAUUAUAUAGAUUUGGGAAUACAUCUUCGAGCUCUCUGUGGUAUGAAUUAUUGGCUAUUCCCAAAGGAAGGAUCAAGAAAGGUGACAGAAUCUGGCAAUUGGCAUCUGGGUCAAGAUUCAAGAGUAACAGUGUAGUGUGGGUUGCAUUGGACAAUGCUGAUGCGGAUUCAUUGAACAACCACCUUUUUAUGAAUGAGAUUCAUGAAUAUCUUGUUUACAUUGCCUCUCAAAACUAG
Molecule: messenger RNA, 765 nt
Organism: Prosopis cineraria
Lineage: Eukaryota; Viridiplantae; Streptophyta; Magnoliopsida; Fabales; Fabaceae
Product: 3-ketoacyl-CoA synthase 2-like
Biological process (GO): fatty acid biosynthetic process
Cellular component (GO): membrane
Molecular function (GO): acyltransferase activity, transferring groups other than amino-acyl groups
Source: RefSeq, a predicted model, not a curated record